AUGCACGUCUGGGAUGUCUCGUGUUCGUUGGUAGUAUGCACAGUGGCGACAGAUGAAUGUAAGCGAGGUAGAGACAAGACAUCUGCUUUGGCCAUCGCUGUCUCUGGGCUUUCCACUCUCUUAUUCAGGCAGCCAUUGCCUGUAUUCAACCCAAAACCCAGUCAAUCCAACACUGACAUUAUCUCCAAGACCACCUCUUUCUGCAACAGAAACGAGAAACAGGACGACAGCGGUGCUGCAUUAGCAGACGCUUGA
This is a messenger RNA of Mucor velutinosus, 255 nucleotides long. RefSeq lists its product as uncharacterized. The transcript has a single exon. The record is from RefSeq and is a predicted model, not a curated record. Lineage: Eukaryota; Fungi; Mucoromycota; Mucoromycetes; Mucorales; Mucoraceae. Bases 1 to 255 code for a protein of 84 amino acids.